GGGGGCCGCGGCAACAUUGUAGCGCGCGGGGGGAAGCGGCGGCCGCCAACGUUCCAUCCGCCCCGCGCGCCGGGACCGGCCCCCCCGCCCCCCCCGGGACCCCCUGCACCAGCACCCCCGGGACCCCCUGCACCACCCCCCGCCCGGGUCCGGACCCCCUGCACCCCCCUUCCCGGGACCCCCUGCAACCCCCCCCGGGACCCCCUGCACCACCCCCCCCCGGGCCCGGCCGUCCCGCCCCGGCCCCGCGGCCCCCCCCCGGCCCCCCCGGGCCCGGCCCCCCCAUGGAGAACUUCCAGAAGGUGGAGAAGAUCGGCGAGGGCACCUACGGCGUCGUCUACAAGGCCCGGAACAAGGUCACCGGCGAGGUGGUGGCGCUCAAGAAGAUCCGCCUGGACACGGAGACCGAGGGCGUCCCCAGCACGGCCAUCCGGGAGAUCUCGCUGCUCAAGGAGCUCAACCACCCCAACAUCGUCAAGCUGCUGGACGUGAUCCACACGGAGAACAAGCUCUACCUGGUCUUCGAGUUCCUGCACCAGGACCUCAAGAAGUUCAUGGACUCGGCCUCCAUCAGCGGCAUCGCCCUGCCCCUCAUCAAGAGCUACCUGUUCCAGCUGCUGCAGGGCCUGGCCUUCUGCCACUCCCACCGCGUGCUGCACCGCGACCUCAAGCCCCAGAACCUGCUCAUCAACGCCGAGGGCGCCAUCAAGCUGGCCGACUUCGGCCUGGCCCGCGCCUUCGGCGUGCCCGUGCGGACGUACACGCACGAGGUGGUGACCCUCUGGUACCGAGCCCCCGAGAUCCUGCUGGGCUGCAAGUACUACUCGACGGCCGUGGACAUCUGGAGCCUGGGCUGCAUCUUUGCCGAGAUGAUCACCCGGCGAGCCCUCUUCCCCGGAGACUCGGAGAUCGACCAGCUCUUCCGCAUCUUCCGCACGCUGGGCACGCCGGACGAGGCCGUGUGGCCCGGCGUCACCUCCAUGCCCGACUACAAGCCCAGCUUCCCCAAGUGGGCGCGCCAGGACUUCGGCAAGGUGGUGCCGCCCCUGGACGAGGAGGGCCGCAAGCUGCUGGCGCAAAUGCUGCACUACGACCCCAACAAGCGGAUCUCGGCCAAGGCGGCGCUGGGUCACCCCUUCUUCCGCGACGUCACCCGGGCCGUCCCCCACCUGCGCUUGUGACGCAGCCCGGCCCCAGGGCUGCCGCCCCCCCCCCUUGCACUUAGCCCCCGGGGCUCGGCUGCGCCGGGGCCCCCGGGCCGGGACUCGCAGCCUCCCACCCGGCCCCAGCGCCGGCCCCGCACCGCCCAGGUGAGAUCCCGGGCCCGGGAGGCGCCUCCGGCCCCAGGGCAGCGUCGCUGCGGCUCGGGGACCCUCGUCCCCUCCGCGUGACUCUCUCCUGCCCCGACCCCGGGGAGCGAGCGGGGCCCCGCGUGGGGUGAGGGUUGUUCCGGCGGGCGCAAUCCCGCCGGGCCUGCUCCGUUCCCGCCUGGCGGAGGCUCCUGUCUUCCCUCUCCUGGACUUCAGGCACUUACUGCCCUUCCCCGGAGGCGUUUCGGGCUGCGGAGCGGCACCGUCGGGGCCCCGUCCCGGCUUUGCCCAGCUCCUGCCACGCCGCCGGGCCUCUCCCGGCUCCCCGCGCCCGGCUCCGCGCCUUGUCCGUCCUGCCGGCGCGGGAGGAGCCCCCGGUGCCUUCCGGCGCGGGAGGCGGCUCGUGGCCCCCCGCUCCCCCAGAGCCGCCGCUCCCGGGACGGGGGCAGCCGUCGCGGCCCCGCGGAGCGAUGCUCGGCCGCGCUGCCCAGCUCGAGGCUGCACGUCGCGCCGGUCUCACGGCACGAGGCGGGUUAAAGCCGCCGGCUCCCUCCCCGGUGUAUUCAUUUCCCUGGAAGCAGCCGGCUCUGACCAGGGCAGCUCGUACUCGACCGCGGGGACGGUGCAGGCAGCCCGGGGGGGCUCCUGCCGCUGCCCCGCUCCCAGCCCCGGGCCGGCGGGGAGGGCUGCACCCGGGCCCCGGCAGGGAAACCGGCCCCCGCUCCCUCGGCGUGAGGGGAGAGGCCGUUGCCCGUCCCCAGAGCACCGAGCGCGCGCGGAGGAGAGCUGAGGCCUGGGACCACGUUUGCCUUCGUCCCCUGGGUGCAGGGGCCGAGGGGAGGCAGCAUCUUCGUCCCCAGCAUUUCCCAGCCUCCUCCUCCUCGGCCGCCGGCUGCUCCUUGUCUCAUCGCCGCUGUUGGGGCUCUUGAGGCUCCUCGGCAGCACCGGAGCGGCGGGAGCCCCGUGGCCGGGCCCGGCUUCCCUCUCCGAACGCUGCCGGCUCGGGGCCGAAUGCCGCGGGAGGAGGCGGAGGCCUGGAGGGAGGGUCGGUACCAGCUAAAUAUCUGCUGCAAUAUUUGGGAACGUGAAGAUUUAUAUGUAUUUUUGGACUGGGACAAGGAGGGAGGUAUUUAUAAGGCCGGGGUAGCAGAGUUCUUUUGUAGAGCGUUUCUUAGAGAAGCACCUCGGAGUAUUUUGUAACAGAAUCUCUUUACAGCCGUCUCCAAACCCGCCUUCCCGGGAUAUUUUUGUCGCUGACUUUUGUAACUUCCCGGCUGUGAUUUCUUACCAGAUGUUAAAAGUAUUUGUGUAACUCCUUUAAAAAUCAUUAAAUAUUCCUAGUUCUUUG
Molecule: messenger RNA, 2658 nt
Organism: Dromaius novaehollandiae (emu)
Lineage: Eukaryota; Metazoa; Chordata; Aves; Casuariiformes; Dromaiidae
Gene: CDK2
Product: cyclin dependent kinase 2
Exons: 7
Coding region: 285-1181 (298 amino acids)
Biological process (GO): signal transduction; protein phosphorylation; G1/S transition of mitotic cell cycle
Cellular component (GO): cyclin-dependent protein kinase holoenzyme complex; cytoplasm; nucleus
Molecular function (GO): cyclin-dependent protein serine/threonine kinase activity; ATP binding; cyclin binding
Source: RefSeq, a predicted model, not a curated record